Molecule: messenger RNA, 1224 nt
Organism: Colletotrichum fioriniae
Lineage: Eukaryota; Fungi; Ascomycota; Sordariomycetes; Glomerellales; Glomerellaceae
Biological process (GO): secondary metabolite biosynthetic process
Molecular function (GO): FAD binding
Source: RefSeq, a predicted model, not a curated record
AUGUCAUCAGACGAAGAGCUCAGUCUGGCCGUCGUUGGCGGUGGUAUUGGUGGGCUCUGCCUCGCUCUGUACAUCACUACUCAUACGAAGAUCCCGGUCACUGUGUAUGAGAAUGCUCCGAAGUUCGGCGAGAUAGGAGCCGGUGUCGCCUUCGGACCAAAUGCAGUACGAGCAAUUACGAAUAUAUCGGAGCCACUGGCGGCUGCGGUCGAAGCUCGGGCGAACAGAAACAUUUUCGCAGACAAGGAAAACGUCUGGUUCGACUUCAGAGUCGGGAUGGACAGCGCUCAUGAGAUCGCCAGAUCCCGUGGUGUAGUUGCCGGGACGUACCUCUGCUCUGUGGAGCAUCCCCGACCAGGAAGUUGGAUGUUCAGCAAGACCUUACACGAUAUAGACGACCUCGGUGACGAUGGUGUUGUUUUGAAGUUUGGGGAUGGAACAUCGGCGAGGCAUAGUGCCGUCAUCGGAUGCGACGGGAUCAAGAGUCAAACACGACGCAUCAUGCUUGGAGAAAAUCAUCCCGCCACCAAUCCCUCCUAUACCGGUAAAUACUGCUACAGGGGAAUGGUCCCGAUGGACAAAGCUGUGGAGCUCCUAGGCGAGGAGAAGGCGAAGAACUGCCAAGCAUAUCUGGGAUAUCACGGCCACAUGCUUACAUUCCCCGUUGCUGGCGGUAGAAUGAUGAACGUGGUCGCCUUUCAGUCAUCAAAAGAAUGGCCCCACAAGACGAUGGUUAUUCCGGCAACCAAAGAACAGAUGCUGCAGAGCUUCAGCACAUGGGGUCCGGAUGUACUCAAUAUUGUUCGGCUCAUGGGCCAAUCGGAUAUCUGGGCGCUCUUCGAUCUUUCGCCCAUGGAGAAUUACCACAGGGGCAGAAUUUGUCUGCUCGGAGACGCCGCGCACGCUUCAACACCUUUCCAAGGAGCCGGCGCGGGUAUGGCCGUGGAGGAUGCCUAUGUUCUCGGAAGGCUCCUCCACAAUGUCCAGCAAGCACAGGAUCUGCCUGGCGUUUUCAAAUCAUUUAGUCAAGCUCGAGUUCAUCGGACGCAAAAGCUUGUUGCUACAAGCAGAGAAGCUGGUCACUUGUGGCACUUUGAAGCUGAGGGGGACGACCUUGACAAGAUCAAGGAUAUCAUGAGAAACAGGAUGAGUUGGAUUUGGGACAAGGACCUUGAUGAUGACAUUGCACAGGUGACUAAGAAUCCCAGAACAGGAGAUAUUUGA